Molecule: messenger RNA, 2340 nt
Organism: Chaetomium globosum CBS 148.51
Lineage: Eukaryota; Fungi; Ascomycota; Sordariomycetes; Sordariales; Chaetomiaceae
Exons: 2
Coding region: 1-2340 (779 amino acids)
Biological process (GO): mRNA splicing, via spliceosome
Cellular component (GO): spliceosomal complex; Prp19 complex
Source: RefSeq, a predicted model, not a curated record
AUGCCCGUCGUCAAGGGAGGCGUGUGGACCAACAUCGAGGAUGAAAUCCUCAAGGCGUCCGUCAGCAAAUAUGGGCUGAACCAGUGGGCGCGCGUGUCGUCGCUGCUGGCGCGCAAGACGCCGAAGCAAUGCAAGGCCCGGUGGAAUGAAUGGCUCGACCCCAGCAUCAAGAAGAUCGAGUGGAGCAAGGAGGAGGAUGAGAGGUUGCUGCACCUCGCGAAGUUGAUGCCCACGCAAUGGCGCACCAUCGCCCCUAUCGUCGGCCGCACCGCCAACCAAUGCCUCGAGCGGUAUCAACGCCUCCUCGACGAGGCCGAGCAGCGGGAAGGGUCCUCCUUGGGCUUGAUGGGCCCGGAAGGCGGCGAGACCCAAGCGCCUUCAGCCGAUGACGUUCGCCGCCUGCGCCCAGGCGAGGUCGACCCAGAUCCCGAGACGAAGCCCGCCCGGCCCGACACGAUUGAUCUCGACGAGGACGAGAAGGAGAUGCUCAGCGAGGCCCGCGCCCGCUUGGCCAACACUCAGGGUAAAAAGGCGAAGCGAAAGGCUCGUGAGAGGCAGCAGGAAGAGUCACGACGGCUAGCAGCGUUGCAGAAGCGGCGAGAGCUCAAGACAGCCGGCAUCAACAUCAAAGUCACGACGCGCAAGAAGGGGCAGAUGGACUACAACGCCGAUAUUCCGUUCGAAAAGAAAGCAGUACCCGGCUUCUACGACACCACCGAUGAAAUCUCACGCAACGAGUUCCAGCGAACCCACUUUGACCCGAAAAAGCAACAAGUCGGCAACAAACGGAAGGGCGAGGAGGACGGUGACGUCGACCGGAAGCGAAGGAAAAACGAGAAGGAUGGGCCGUCUGCGUCUACUCAAGCUGCUAUCAAAGCCGGCCAGAUGCAGAAGAUCCGCGAAGCCGAACAAAGCAGCAAACGGAAAGCCCUAUCGCUACCAGCGCCGCAGGUCGGCGACGGGGAGUUGGAGGAGCUUGUCAAGAUGGGCAUGAUUGGCGAGCGGGCGAGCGCGUUGGCUCGUGACAGCGAUAAUGAUGCCACGCGAGGGUUAGUUGGGAACUACUCGACUCUCAACACAAACGCCCCCAUCAGGACACCCCUUGCGCCGGCUCAGGAAGACCACAUUGCGAACGAGAUCCGCAACAUUCGGGCGUUGACGGAGACCCAAUCGUCAUUGCUAGGUGGUGAGAACACACCCCUCCAUGAAGGGGCUGGGUCUACAGGAUUCGAAUCAGUCGCGCCUCGGAAGCAGGUUGUCGCUACACCAAACCCCCUAGCAACGCCUCUGCGGUCCGCUGCCAACGGCGUCGGCGCCACACCACUUCGAGUCGGGCAAACACCGCUCCGCACGCCCCGCGAUACCUUUGCCCUGAAUGCGGCCGACAAGGAUAUGGACAUGGUUGGGGGAACCCCAGCAGACAUUAGAAUGCGGGAUCUAUCCCUGCGCCAUCAACUCAAGCAGCGCCUCGCCGCCCUGCCCAAACCCAAGGAAACGGAUUGGGAGCUGGAGCUGCCAGAGGACCAACAAGAACCGUUAACGGCUGAGCAAAUGGAGGAGGAUGCCGCAGAACGUGACCGGCGGGAUCGGCAGCUCCUCGAGGCGCAGGAAAUGCUAGAGCGCAAGCGGCGAACGCAGGUGAUGCAGCGAGACCUACCGCGAGCCAUAGAAGUCGACUACAACGAGCUUGUACGGGCGGCUUCUAAAAUCGACGACCCUGCCCAGGCUCUUGUUGCGCGCGAGGCAGCUCUGCUUAUGGCGCACGACGCGAGCAAAUACCCGCUCGCUGGUGCUCCUCCAGUCAAACCAAUCCCCCUCCCCGAAAUGGACGACCCUGCUCUAGCAGAAGCGCGCCUCCAGGUCCUCCUCGAAAUGAAGUCUCAGCUAAAGCCCGAAGAAAUCGAGGCCGUCUGGAACAAGGAGAACAGCAACUCCCUACUUCUCGGUCUCGGUUGCUACGACGACGAUGACGAGGAGGACCAGGUCUCCACCAUGAAGGCCGCUCUCGAUUCUGCCGUCGACGCCCUCCUCGCCUCAGCCGAAAAAGGCAACAAGCUCGAGAAGAAACUCGGCCUGCACCUAGGCGGGUACAAAAACCGCGCCGAGAUGCUGCGCGGCAAGGUCGGCGAGGCGCACGCCGCGCUGGAGAAGGCGCGGAACGCCCUGGCCGGGUUCAAGAUCCUGGAGGCCAGCGAGCAGCAGGCCAUCCAACGGCGGCUGGCGGCGCUGAGGGCCGAGGUGGCGUUCGUGAGCACGCGGGAGAGGGAGGCGCAGGAGCUGUAUCGUGGUGUCAGGGCUGAGUUGGAGGAGUUGAGGAUUGCGGUUGGGGAUCGGACGUAG